AUGGCCGAUGAGUACGAGCUCGCUGCAGCUCCUGGUUCCUCAGCUUCAGUAAACACAACGAUGCCGCCAGAGGAAGCUGAGGAAUUACAUGCUGUGGAUGCGCGAUUGCAUAAGAGCACGCUGAGAAAGUUGGACUGCUUGUUACUUCCGUUUCUAGCGCUGCUGUUCUUGUUUAAUGCGCUCGAUAAGUCAAAUAUUGGAAAUGCAGAAUCCGCGCACUUUACGGCGGAUGUCGGACUAGACAAGGGCGCGCUGAAUACCGCUGUUGCGCUCUUCUUCGCCUUCUUCGUUACAUUACAACCUGUCGGCGCGGCGCUGGGAAGAAGAUAUGGCAUGGUGCUCUGGGUACCUAGUUGCAUGAUUCUUUGGGGAGUAUGCACGGCGUUGCAUGCGUGGGUACGGCAUAGAUGGCAGCUUUAUACGUUGCGCAUACUCAUCGGGUGUCUUGAAGCGGGAUUCUACCCGGUCACCGUCACAUAUCUCUCCCUCUUCUACACACGCUUCGAGUUCGGCAGACGGCUCUCAUUCUUUUACGGUCAGGCAGCCGUCGGCGGUGCUCUCGGUGGCCUUAUAAGCUACCUUGUCUUCUCCCAUUUCGAGAAUGACGAGGAAGGCUCGGACAAAGAUUGGCGACCGUGGCAGGUGCUGUUUCUACUCGAGGGCAUACUCACUAUCGUUGUGGCAUUCAUCGGAUACUUCUGGUUACCACACAGCAUAGAGACGGCAUGGUUUCUGACACCCGAGGAACGUCAGUAUGCAUCGGCGCGUGUUGUGAGAGAUCGAGACAUACAGAAUGCGCCUGCGGCCGUUCAAGAAGACGAGCACGAAACGGAAGAUACCUACGACGAGGAGUCCCGAGGCCUUCUUGACUCGUCCAAGCAUUCGGCCUCCACAAUCACACCAACACGACAACUGGUGGAUGACCGUGGACUCAGUCCCCACGAUAUACUAUCCGCAGUCUUCAACACCAAGAUAUGGCACAUUCUAGCCUGCAAUGUCCUGUCCGCCGUCCCGGUCUAUGCCUUCUCCGUUUUCCUCCCGCUGGUACUAGCACCUCUGACCGAGGACGCGAACCCUGCGCUCAUCAACUUGCUCACUGCGCCGCCACAUAUUUGUGGAGCCAUCGUACUAUACUUCGCCGCUAGCUAUAGCGACAAGCAUCGCAUACGUCUCAAGCCGAUCAUGUUAGGUCUGCUCAUCAUGGUAGCGGGGUUGAUUCUCGUGGUUUUGCUCCCAAGCUCAUGGGCAGUACCCCGCUAUAUUGCCCUUAACAUCCUCCUCUCUGGUACCUACAUUGCUUCCCCACUCACUGUGGCCUGGAUAUCUGGUAACACACCAUCACCCGGCAAGCGGGCAUUGCUCCUUGGUAUUAAUGGCUGGGGUAAUCUUGCUGGAGUCAUUUCAGCCAUCCUGUUCCGACCAAAAUAUGCCGCAGGUGGCUAUAUCGUGCCUUUUUGGUGGACACUUGCGUCUGUUGCAUUAGCGGCGAUUGGCUACGUGCUUUUCUACAGACGCUUGAAGCUCGAGAACGAGACGAGGCAGGAUAUUUUGCGCAAGUGGAGUGAAGAUGACGUUGAGGCGGAGAGAAUGCAUGGUAGAGGACCGCUACCGCAGAAACAGCAGUGGCUGAGGAAAGCCAUCGACGUGUCGCGGUCGCAUUCGAAGCUUGCCUCCAUAAGUGGUUGGCUUGAGCAGGCUGUUCGAGGUAGGGAGGGUGACGAUAGGCUUACGUUUGUUUAUGGACUGUGA
Messenger RNA from Alternaria arborescens, 1749 nucleotides. RefSeq lists its product as hypothetical. The record is from RefSeq and is a predicted model, not a curated record. Gene Ontology annotation, molecular function: transmembrane transporter activity. Gene Ontology annotation, biological process: transmembrane transport. Gene Ontology annotation, cellular component: membrane. The coding region runs from base 1 to 1749 and encodes 582 amino acids. Lineage: Eukaryota; Fungi; Ascomycota; Dothideomycetes; Pleosporales; Pleosporaceae. The transcript is spliced from 3 exons.